Molecule: messenger RNA, 2346 nt
Organism: Hydra vulgaris (swiftwater hydra)
Lineage: Eukaryota; Metazoa; Cnidaria; Hydrozoa; Anthoathecata; Hydridae
Product: NACHT, LRR and PYD domains-containing protein 3
Biological process (GO): regulation of apoptotic process
Cellular component (GO): cytoplasm
Molecular function (GO): protein binding
Source: RefSeq, a predicted model, not a curated record
UGAAGAUAUGGAUAAUAAAAAAUAUAAAGAAGUUUUACUUAAAAUUGCAAACAAUUUGUUGGAUAAAGAUGUUAAAGCCAUUAAGUUUUAUUAUUCACAACAAAUUGGCUACAGUCGUUUAGAAAAUAUUGAAUCUCCUAUUGAAUUAAUUCAAACUUUAGAACACCGUAUGCUUCUAGGGAUUGAUAGCUAUGAUGCUUUUGUCGAGGUACUUGAAAUAAUUGGAAGAAAUGAUCUGAUAAAAUGUUUUUCUGAAACUUCAAAUUUACCAGAAAGUUCUACUAGAUUUUCUACCAACAAAGAUAUAUCUGAGAUAUGCAUAGCCCUCAAGAGUUAUUAUCUUACAAAUUAUCAAAAAAUCAAUGAAAUUCAACCACCAUUAAAAUCAGCUGCAAAUGUUGAUUUAAUGCAUAAAUUUGUUGAUCUAUGUAUCAUUGAUGCAGUUAAUACUCAAAUAGAUGCUGUUUAUGGUGUUGAACGAAUAGAAUUUCUUGAAAAGCAAUUGCGUUAUACACCAAUUCCAUAUAGCGAAAUAUUUAUGAAAGAAAAAUCUGUAACUUUAAUAUCUGGAAUAGCUGGUAUUGGGAAAACAUGGUUGCUAAGAAAAUGUUUGCUUGAUUGGUCAAACGAUUUAAUUUGGAAAAACGUUAAACUUAUAUUUUAUUUGGAAUGCAGAAGGCUAAAUCGAUAUCAAAAUAUUUCUAAUAUUAAUGAAUUACUAAACGUUUUCUAUCAUGAUAUUAUCAAUGAUUUUAAUAUUAGUAAUCAUACUGCACUAUUUAUAAUAGAUGGAUUAGAUGAGUUUAAAUAUUUAAAUGAAUUAAUAAAUCCAAGUUCGAGUCAGAACUAUCCAAUUGUUAAUGCUUUAACAGAAAUUCAAAAGUACAAAUAUGUAGUUGCUGGUAGAGUUUAUGCAAUUGAUCUAUACCAAAGUAUAUUAACAGAGCAAAUGGAUAAGUUAACCAUUCAAAUAAUGGGAUUUAAUGAAAAUGGAAUAAAUAGUUUCAUAGAAAAUAAUGUUUUAGAGGAAAAAAAAGAUAUUGUUAAAGCAACUUUAAAGGAAUCUUCGAUUGCAAAAUCCAUGUCAUCUGUUCCAUUUUAUUUAUCUUCCAUGUGUAAGAUUAUUAGUGACUCAAAAAAUGUAGAUAAAAGUUCUUUUUUAACAAUGACAGAUUUAUAUGCAAAUAUUUUUUUAUACUUUUUGCAAAAACAUAUCAUCAAAAACAAUGAAUUGAUUUAUCAGAUAAUGGAAAAUGAUUUCAAUAAAAAAUAUGUUUUAAAUAUUUGUAAAAUUGCAUAUCAAUUAUUUGUUGAAAAUAAAGUAAUUUUUUCCAAAGAAGAUUUUCAAACUUUUGUGAUCGACUUUGAUAAAAAUGAAGACACUUUUUUUGGAUUUAUAGAAAGGAUUGAAACGAAUCUAGGUUUAUAUUAUCAAUUUGCACAUCUGACAAUAAUGGAGUUUUGUGCAUCUGUUUAUGCAUAUAAUUGUUUAAGUAGUGGAGAAAUUAUGGCUGAAAAAAGAUUGAAGAGUUGCUUAUCAAUGAUUUGUGGAUUAACAAAUAAAAGCCAAAAUAGUUUAAUAAAGUUUCUUGUUAACCUGAAUCCUACAAAACAAUCUUCUGAAAAAUCUUCAUUUUUAUUUUCUAUUCUAGAUCGUCUACUUAAAUUAUCUCGUGAAAGUGAAAACGAAUCUCAGCUUAAAGUUCAACAUGAAUAUUAUUACAUUAAAUUAUUCGUUGAAUGUUUUUAUGAAAGUCAAUCACUAAUUGGAGAAUUAAAAACAAUUGUCGAUGGACGAGAGUGGGCGAUUUCGAUUCACGAUGGAAAAACUUCUUACAAAACUUCUUGUGAUAACUAUUUCGUUAAUCAUUACAUAAAAUCUGGAAGUAAGUUAUCUUGGUUAAUCGUUCAUAAAAAAAUUUUAAGUGAUGAAGAAAAAAAUCUUUUAAUUCAAUGCUCAUCAAAUGUUCGCGAUGUCACAUUUAAGUGUCCAAUUAAAUUAGAAGGAUGGAAACCGAAAGAUAAGAUUCAAGUGUUGAGGAUAAACAUCUCAGAUGAUUUAAUAACAAAAAAAGAUUUUGAAGAAAAUUUUCUUCCAUGGAUUAAUCUUUGUGAAGUAUUAACUCUUUCGCUUCACGAUGACAUCAAUUUCAUUGAAGAAAUUUGUGAAUGGAUCAGCUGUUUGAAUCUCAAGAAUUUGUCAAUCAUCUACCGUGAAAAGUAUUUUCGUAACCUUGAUGAAUUAAAAAAUAUUAAGAUGCGAAAAAAAUGUUUAAUUUCUUAAAUAAAAUAUAAACAGCAAUUGAUAAAUAAUAAAUGAAAUAUUUAAUGUAUCUAAUAUAUAUU